This is a messenger RNA of Maniola jurtina (meadow brown), 822 nucleotides long. Its product is annotated as uridine 5'-monophosphate synthase-like. Gene Ontology annotation, biological process: UMP biosynthetic process; pyrimidine nucleobase biosynthetic process. The record is from RefSeq and is a predicted model, not a curated record. The coding region runs from base 178 to 822 and encodes 214 amino acids. The transcript is spliced from 3 exons. Lineage: Eukaryota; Metazoa; Arthropoda; Insecta; Lepidoptera; Nymphalidae. Gene Ontology annotation, molecular function: orotidine-5'-phosphate decarboxylase activity; orotate phosphoribosyltransferase activity.
GGUUGACUGAUCCCCACGUUCGGACCCGAAGGUCUUGUUGUGCAAUUUUUGAGCGAAAAUCUAAAACCUACAGUUUUGUUACUAAACAGUGAAGUUUUGCAAAUGUAGUGACAGUUGUGAGCGUUUUUUUUUGGAUUUUUAUGUGUUGUUUGGAACCGUUACAUAAUUUUACUAAAGAUGCAGGUGUGCAAGCUGCAGGAGCUGGCGGUGCAGCUGUUCGACGCGGGCGCGGUGCGACUCGGCGACAUCGAGGCCAAGCUCGGCCGCCGCACUCCCAUCUACUUCGACCUGCGGGUCGUGGUCUCACACCCUAGCAUUAUGAUGGCAAUCGCUCAACAGCUACAAAUCUUGGCCACGGAAAUAGAGCACGACAUCCUGUGCGGCGUCCCCUACGCCGCGCUUCCCUUCGCGGCGGUCAUGUCCGUCCACGCCAACACGCCCAUGAUCAUGAAGAGGAAGGAAACCAAGAUGUACGCCACCAAGAAGAUCCUCGAAGGAGUCUUCGACAAGAACCAGAACUGCCUCGUCGUCGAAGACGUGGUGACAUCUGGCGGCAGCCUGCUAGAGACUGUCACCACUCUACGAGAUGAAGGCUUGAAAGUCACGCACGCCGUAAUAGUUCUCGAUAGGGAACAGGGUGGCGCUAAUGUACUAUCAGCAAAUGGCGUCCAGGUGAAAUCUCUUUUUACGAUGACCGAAUUGGUGAAAAUUCUCCGAGAUGCCGGCCGGAUUAGCGAGGAAACUGUCGAAAUAGUUUCCGAUCACAUUAGAGAGUGCCAGUUUGGUAUGAAGGACAACUUGGAACAGACGGCGCCGUUAUAA